This is a messenger RNA of Parnassius apollo (apollo), 417 nucleotides long. The record is from the annotation of a GenBank genome assembly. Lineage: Eukaryota; Metazoa; Arthropoda; Insecta; Lepidoptera; Papilionidae.
AUGAAAGAAAAACUUGGCAGAAUAUACAAAGAGGGUAAUAAAUCAAUCCGUAAUGACCACAACAAUCACAGAUAUGAGAUUAUUUCAAGAAACAUCGAGAAUUUUAGGAGUGCCAAAAAAGCCUAUAAAGAAUUAACUACAUUCAAAUCAUGGAUUCAGAAACUUGAGCAAAACUCACAAGACGCAAAUUCUAGAAGAGAUGUAAUAAGCCAUGCAACAAAGUUUUACAAAAACUUAUACACCAAACAAAAUAACACGGAAAUGGAAACGCAAGCAACCCACAAAAAUACGAGUGACAGCAUCAAACCAAUUGAAGACUUCGAAGUUUACGAAUAUGUCAAUAAGCUGAAGGCUGAGAAGAGUCCCGAACCAGAUGGAAUAUGCAAUGAAGCCCUAAAAUUGGAGCGCCCAUCUUAA